Fraxinus pennsylvanica is the source of this 477-nucleotide messenger RNA. The record is from the annotation of a GenBank genome assembly. Lineage: Eukaryota; Viridiplantae; Streptophyta; Magnoliopsida; Lamiales; Oleaceae.
AUGGAAUCUUGGAGACCAAAGUAUCGAAAAUCAGGCAAAACCGAGGCCAAUGCACCCUGCAAAAAGCACCCUAAACACCGCCAAUCGCCCGGUGUAUGCUCUAUUUGUCUAAGGGAAAAACUCUCUCAACUAUCCACCAAUUCUUCAUCACAUAGUAAAGUAUUAUCAUCCUUGUCGUCUUCAUAUUUAUCGUCUUUGUCUUCGUCCUCGAAUAUUUCUUCGUACUCGUCUCCUGUGAACGGGAGUAGUUUUCGUAUGGCUUCAGUAGCAAGAGGAUCCAUGAGUUCUUUGAAGAGUACUGGCAAAGAUGUGCUUAAAAAGAGUAGAUCGAUGGCUUUCUUCUUGCAAAGACAGAAAGAUGUUGAUAAUAAUGGGAAGAGUAAAAGCGGGUUUUGGUGGAAAUUGCUCCAUCCAAGAAAUAAGGGCUUGACGCACUCAAGAACUGUGAGAGAAAGGGUCAUUAAUGGAGAUAUGUAA